GUUUUUCAACAUCCAAUGCAUUCUGGGAUGUAGCAUGAAACACAAUGGCGGCGAAACUCAAUCAUUUGCAACUUUUUGUGGUUUAUUAUUCGCUCAUAGCAAUAUUGCUACAAAUUAGUCUAACGUGUGCUACAGAGUUAACGUGGGACGACAAUGGCUACAUUUUAUAUUGUCCUUGCAUGGGUCGAUUUGGAAACCAAGCCGACCACUUUCUGGGUUCUUUGGCAUUCGCAAAAAUCCUGAAUCGCACACUGGCAGUUCCCCCCUUCAUAGUGUACCGGCACCACGCGCCACCAUACUCAAAUGUACAUGUCCCCUACAGUGAGUUCUUCCAGCUGGAAGCCCUGACCCACUACCACCGUGUGGUAAGCCUGGAGGAUUUCAUGGAGCAGCUUGCCCCAACACACUGGCCUAAGGGACAGAGGGCAGCCUACUGCUUUGAGUCAGCUGCCCAGAGGAGCGUGGACAAGAAGUCCUGCCCCAUGAAGGACGGGAAUCCUUUUGGUCCGUUUUGGGACCACGUAGGAGUGGAGUUUGACAGGUCUGUCCUGUUUGACGGCCUGUCCUUCAGUUCCUACCACCAACCUCAUUGGCUCAACAAGUUCCCUCCGUCAGAGCACCCUGUCCUGGCCCUGCCUGGUGCCCCGGCCCAGUUCCCUGUCAUAGAGGAAUAUGUGGGUCUACAGCGUUAUGUAGUUUGGACGGAGAGGAUGGUGCAGGAGGGACAGGAACACAUUGCUGCUCUGCUGCCCAGGCCAUACGUGGCCAUACAUCUGAGGAUCGGCUCUGAUUGGGUUAAUGCCUGUAAGCUGCUCCAGAGUGGGGAUACUGGGCCUCACUUCAUGGCCUCUCCUCAGUGUGUGGGUUAUAACCGGCACACCGCUCUGCCCCUCACCAUGACCAUGUGCCUCCCUGACCUGGCUGAGAUCCGCCGGGCCCUCAAGCUCUGGGUCAAGAAAACCUCUGCCCGUUCUGUUUACAUCGCCACAGACUCAGAGUCCCACCUCGCUGAGAUCCAAAAACUCUUCAAGGAUAAGGUGAAGGUGGUGAGCCUCAAGCCGGACUCUGCCCAGUUGGACCUGUACAUCCUAAGCCAAGCUGACCACUUCGUUGGGAAUUGUGUGUCCUCAUUCUCUGCUUUUGUCAAACGAGACCGGGAUGUCCAUUCCCUUCCGUCGUCUUUCUUCGGAAUGGACCAUGCUGGAAAAAUGUACAAGAAACAGGAGCUGUGAAGAUUUUCCGUUUCUGGGUCGUCCAUUCUGAAGAAAGAUGACAAAUGGCUUUUCAAUCUUGGGUGAGGACUUGGACAGUGCAUUGUGGGAAUGUGAUCUACUCCAUCCUCAUAUUACACAGUGGUGUAGUAAUACUUUUUUAGGUGGGGGGGGGCUCAGAUCGCCGUUCGCUGUGAAUAAAGUAACGCUUUCAAUGCAUGUUUCCUGCAAAAGGUAGGUAAAAAAAAUAAAAAAGUUGCGUAAA
Oncorhynchus nerka (sockeye salmon) is the source of this 1476-nucleotide messenger RNA. It is a transcript of the gene pofut1, whose product is annotated as protein O-fucosyltransferase 1. Gene Ontology annotation, biological process: Notch signaling pathway; regulation of Notch signaling pathway; protein O-linked glycosylation via fucose. NCBI's taxonomy places the organism in Eukaryota, Metazoa, Chordata, Actinopteri, Salmoniformes, Salmonidae. Gene Ontology annotation, molecular function: peptide-O-fucosyltransferase activity. Gene Ontology annotation, cellular component: endoplasmic reticulum. The coding region runs from base 45 to 1232 and encodes 395 amino acids. The transcript has 7 exons. The record is from RefSeq and is a predicted model, not a curated record.